AUGGCCGCCAAAGACCUUUCGUAUGUCAAGACUACUACUCCCCUUGAUCGAGAGAUCCAGCAAAAGGAGGUAAGCUUCCACUUGUACAUGUUCCAGACAGAGGAGACCCAGCGAAUUGUGAUCAAAAGAGAGGAGAACCAGCGUAAUUCCCCCAGUGACUUUGAGGCCAUGGCCGUGCAAGAGUGGCCCAUACGGGAUGGUCCUACCUUCGAAGCAAAUAUUGUUGCGCAUGCCGUGGGCCUGCAUUUCGUCGUCAGUCGGACUGAAGCAAAAUGGUUCAUCUGUUUCAACAUAGUUUUCACCGACGAAAGGCUCAGGCCAUCCAACCUUAAGGUGCUCAGAACUUUGGUCGGAAUGGAUGGUGAAUGGUCGAUCAUUGGUGGGACUGGAAAAUUUGCCUUUGUGCAAGGUGUUGCUACUUACAAAGUAAUCGAGGUUGCUGAAAAGUACAAUGUCAAGGAGCUCCGUAUCCGUGCUCUGUGCCUCACCUUCCUCCCGAAACAAGUCCUUGUCACCAAGAUUGGACCAUGGGGUGGGAACGGAGGAAAAGAAUUUGACAUCAUAGAGUCGGCACCUCAACAUCUAGAAAGUGUGACAAUUAGAAGUGGUGUUGCCAUUGACUCAAUUGCGUUCUCCUACAUUAAUCAAGCUGGAAAGAAGCAAACUCUUGGUCCAUGGGGCGGCGAUGGUGAACUUACUGACACGAUCACUUUUGCCCCUUUAGAGAUUGUGAAGGAAGUUUCAGGAACAACCGGUACUUUUGGUGGAGAUACUAUUGUGACAUCAGUUACUUUUGUCACAAAUGUGAGGACAUAUGGACCUUUUGGAAAACCAAACGGUACUGCUUUCAGUGUCCCUCUUACAGACACCAACGUCGUCGGCUUCUUCGUGCGUGCUGGAAGACCUGUUAAUGCGAUCGGAGUUUAUGCGCGUCCUUCUGUUCAAAAUUAUUAGUGCCUACGUUGCUCAAGAAUAACCAGAGCUCUUGAACGGGCUGGCAUGUUAUAGGUUGCAGAGCUCUUGGACGGGCUGGCAUGUUAUGGGUUGCACUGGUCUCAUGUAUUACUACUUGGUUUUCCUUUCAGGGUUUCAUGCAUUUGUUACACAUGUUAUAUGUAUGUCUACUAGCGGAUUCGCGGUUAAGUUUCGGGUUAGGUCCGAAGCUGAUGGGUUUAACUGGGCUCUGGUCGCGGUUUAUGGUGCCGUGCAGCCCGAGCUUAAACCAAAGUUUUUGGCGGACCUUG
Molecule: messenger RNA, 1244 nt
Organism: Triticum dicoccoides
Lineage: Eukaryota; Viridiplantae; Streptophyta; Magnoliopsida; Poales; Poaceae
Exons: 4
Coding region: 1-954 (317 amino acids)
Molecular function (GO): carbohydrate binding
Source: RefSeq, a predicted model, not a curated record